AUGAAAUUAACAUUUUGGAAGUCUCAAAAGAAGCCGGCAAGAAAACAAAUCACAAUUGAUCAUACAACUCACGAAGAGUUCAGCAGUCAAAAUGUCAACGAUUAUCGUGAAGAGCCAAAUGCUGUUAAAGUUGAAGACGAAAUUAACAAAGAAGAACUUUACUCUGACAUUGAAACUGUUAAUUUGAAUAAGAAGGAUCAAGUUAGAGGUUCGAUGGUCGAUGAUGCAGUCAUCUAUGCUGAGAUUUAUAAGGAAAUCUGCAAAGCUCCAAAUAGUCUUAAAAGGAAUCCAAAUAAAUCUUUAAAGUCUUUUCGCUCGAUGGAACUGCCAGAAAAGAAAUAUCACGAGAAUGACGAAUGCUAUGACGAAAUAUCUGUAGCUGUUUGUCAAGAAGAAUAUGCUAAAGUAUUAAAUUCUGAAGGGUGUGAAGCUAUUCCUAUUGAAGAUGAGGAACUUUACUCGGAAGUUGGUUGCUCUAAAGAAACAAAGGAAUAUCCAGAAACAACAGAAGAUCCACAAAUAAGAGAUAAAGAAUCGUGUGAUAAAGAAGCAAUGUACACAGAAGUGAUUAAGAGAUCAUCAGAAUAUUUUGAUAGUAAGCAGUCAAAAUGCAUCGCAUUUAAAUCAGUUUUGUUUGACUUGAACUCUACUGAUUUUGAUUUUGACAUUGAUUCAACUGAUCAAAUUGGAAAUAACGAAUGCUGCGAUAGUGUUUUAGAGGAUAGAAAUACUCUUGCUGACGACAACAUAACAACACCGCUUUCUAGAAAACUAGAUAUAAACCAUACAGAAUUUGCGUUCAUCUUACCUACAUUUGAUACUGUCCGGAAGGCUUCGCAAGGAUUUUACAACCUACUUAAGUCAACCAGUGAUUUAGAUAAUGUUAAAUUCUCAAAUAAAUUAAAUCUCGAUAAAAAAAAUGAUGAUGAAAUACAAAAGUUUCGUGACGAGAUGCAACAGCUCAAGAUCUACUUUGAUGAAAAAUUGAAAAACGUCACCGUAAAUGCUCUCAAAGAUGUCACAACCAUGUCAGCUCCAACUGUUAAUUCGAAUAGAAUCUCAAACACUGACUCACAAAUUUACAUGCUAGUCAUUUGUGUUUUAAUGAUUUUUUUAAUUUUCUCAGUUGUUGUUGGACUCUCAAUCUAUAACAGACAAUCAUCAGCAAGAAUCAGCACUUAUGGUGUCAAGAGGAGCCUUCCUAAACUUCCAUUAGCUUAUGAGGCACCAGACUAUGAAUACAUCGAAUACAAUACAGAUAAAGCUUCUUCAAAUAUUAAUUUUGGAUCAACAUUUCUGGUACAGCCAACCGCACCACCAGCAUAUCAAUUUGGUGGAAAUAACAGUUAUUCUGAAUCAGAUUUCAAGACUCAAGUCUCAUCAAUUUAUAAAGAUGUUAUCGAUACUAAAAAACUCUCAGAUGACGAUAAUGAUUUUUAUGCACAAAUUGUUUGUAAUAAAGAAGAUGGAGACGAUAGUAAGGAUGUAGGAAGUUCGGAUUUAUAUGCUAAAGUGUGA
Molecule: messenger RNA, 1518 nt
Organism: Chironomus riparius
Lineage: Eukaryota; Metazoa; Arthropoda; Insecta; Diptera; Chironomidae
Source: the annotation of a GenBank genome assembly